AUGAACGUCCCCUUCCUGCCGCUGCUACUCUCCAAAAGCGCACGAAGGCGCUUGAUGGAUGAGAUGCAGCAGCACGUCCUUCGACAAUGUACAAAGGACCCAGCCAUGCCCACUGCGCUGCAAAACCUCAUAACGUCGCUUGUACAAAUCUUCUGGGCUGACAUGGUCGUUGAACUGGAGCUUGAUGCCUCUUCGAAUCGUUGUCGGGAGGAUGACGAGGAAGAGUCUGCUUCAGGUGGUUCAGUUGGUCCUCAGGGACCACUUGGCCGAGCCCUUUCUCCAUGGUUGGUUCCAUCUGCGCUCUCUCGAGACAGUCGAGCAGAGGAACUUGCAGCAGCGCCAGACAUUGCAACUGGAAUGCUUCAGGUACUUGUAGUUGAAGCUCGUGACCUGAGACCUGUCCACGGCAUUGGAACAAACCCUUACGUGCGCGGGCGCUUGGGCGAGCAUGUUCGACGCAGCCCUACUGUCUGGAGCAACCUCAGACCUGCAUGGAACUGCCUCAUGGAAUUCCCAGUCGUGUCCACAAGAGGCAAUCUCGAGCUUGAGGUUAUGAGCAGAGCACCUCUUUUCGGUAGCGAUACUCGGCUAGGCUACGUGUCUGUGCCGUUGGAUGACAUCAUUUCGCCUGCUGGCCCCUCAGCAGUGUUAACGACCGGUCCAGGCAAUUCCCAGCUCGCCUAUCGCUGCGAGCCAUUGCUAGGGGCCAAAGGUGAGUUAGUGUUGAUUAUCGACUACAGGAAGCUGCAGGCAGUGCGCCGCCGUCUUUCUUGUGGGGCGUUCGGAAAUGCACUGGCUCGAAGAGCUGCGCAGUUUCGAGCGUUCUUUUUGUAUCACUACUGGCCAUGUGACAAAUCGAUCUUCCAAAUGUACAUGCACGAGCCGAUUGACAUAUGCUUGCUGCUUUUAUCGCUUAGUCCUUUCCUUUUUGUGCGCGUCCUUUUCUAUACGGUUCUCUUGCUGUGCCUUUGUUUCCCAUGGCCACCAGAUGAGCAUCAGAUUGUACAGUUUAUCUUGGCGUUCAAGGGAACAGCCAGCAUUUCAGACGGUGCUGGGCAAGUCGUUUAUGGAAUUCUCAUCUACUACCUUUGCGCCAGGCGUGGCACAUGCUCUGCAGGAGGUGCCCCAGGAACUGGCGUGAGUAGUGCUUAUGUGAUUGUGGACCUCUACCAGGAGGUGCUUGUCUGGGCAGUGUGUUUCCUCUUGUUGCCUCGGAGCCUGCCUUAUCUCAACCGCAGUUCUGCAACAGGUUUGGAGAGAGAGACGCAGAGCGAGGACACUCACCGAGGGGGUCGCAUGAACGCCUUGCUACAGUAUAACCUGCUUGUCUUUGCCUUCAGUCUCAGCAUUUUCCUUGUUCUGUCUGUGCGAGACACCGUGGCUCUUUCAUGGGAUGACGGUCAAGAAGCGAUGUGGCAUUUGUGGCACUGGCGGGUUGCAGAAAACUUUUUCUGGGCUCGGACCAUCUUCGGACUUGGCAUGUUUCCCUUCUUUUUCCUGUUGCACCCGCAGAUCAACAAGUUGUUGACACACAGCACACCUACAGGCUACACCAGACUGGGCACACUGAAAAGACACAAGCCAAUUCUGAGACCCAAACCGCCAGGAACCGUCCGACCGCAUGAAGCUCUAGAGGCGAAGGACUCCCCGACUGAGCCAUUGCCUCCAUUGCAAGAGCUGCACGAACUGUCACCAGUCUCGGAUGGCAUCAAGGAUCCAGAACCAUCAGAUUAUAGACCAUUGAAGGCUAUUGAUUCGGAUCCGGUUGAGGACCUGCGAGCAGUGAUACGACGGUUACCUGGUGGACGUGCUGCACUGUUUGCUGGCAGCAUGUGGCUGCGAGCAACUGGAAAGGCGGUGAAUGCUGCUGUGACCGUGGUAUCUCUUGAAAUCCGUGUGGCCAGUGCUGGAGUUUCUCUCGGGCUGCGGGCUGCUGAUGCAGGCCGCUCUGCAGCACUGCAAGUAGCCAGACGAGUGGUGCCAGGAAGUGAUACUGCUGUGGUGCGCUUCAUGCUUGCUAGAGCUGAAGCUGCCCGUUCGACCACCGUGAUCCUAGUUGGUCAUUGCGAUCGUUUGUUACAGGGACCGGUGUCCCUCACCACUCGUCUCGUAAGACAAGUGCCAUUGGGUCCAACUGCUUUGUCCGUGCUUGGAACCAUGGGUCGGCUUGGAAAGGGCUUGGUGCGCACCUGCUUCCUUAUGGCGGCUGCUGUGGAGUCGCCGGAGGUUAUUGGUUCCACCUCCGGUGAUGGCAUGCCCCUGGUGCAGGCUGGCCUUCCAACGAUGGAGCUGCUUCAAGCUGCAGGCGGCUCCGAGCUAGCAGAACUUAGUGGGAAGGCUGAGCUGGUCAAGCUGGAGGCAGCUGCAAGGCUGGCAGAGUUGCUGACGCGGGCAGAGCGGUUGGCAGAGCGAGAGGUGGCCGAGGCCCGAGAGGCACUUCAGCGAGUCCAGCCGGAGAUCAGCAAGAUAUCCCAAGCCCUUCGCGAUAGGAGUCAAGGUUGGGCGUGGGAGUUGAAGCGGGCCAAGAGUGCAUGUGAAAGCAUGUGCAGAUCAACAGUGGCUUUCACCUGUGAUCUUGCUUGGCGGCUGCCGCUUGCUGGCCAGGUGCUGCUGGAUGCCUUUCAGCGUGAGCUGGAGGACCUCCAGGAGCAGAAGCCAGCGAGACGAAGUUGGUUGCAAACAUUUGAGGCCUAUUCUCGGGUGAUGUUUUCAUCAGCAUGCGAGGCUGUUUUGGAACUACGCCCAAAGCACAUGCCAUCAAUGAGGGUCCCUGCGCAAACAAUGUUUGCGGAGGGUCGCCCACCACGCCUCAAUUCCAGAGGCAAUAGCCCUGCACCACCUGCGAAGGCUUCCUCUGGCCAAGGCCGGAGCAGCAGCCUUCCCAGACCACCGAAGGCCAGCCCUGACGACAAAGGAGCCGACGGCACAGAACCUGACCAUGGAAACAGUGCCCCAUUGUUGCCUGAGGUGCGUCUCUCUGGAGUUGCGGCGCUGUCUGGAGCAAUGAGGCGAUUUGCAUCACCACGUCAACAGCCUCAGAACGAUGAGGAUGGCGUCCGUGCAUCGAGUGCUGAGGUACCUCCAGUAGCGCAAGACCAAAUGCGGCAAAGAGUGAGGCGAAACUCCAACCACAUUCGCUCUGAGCCAUGCUCGCCUCCAACAGGAGGCUUGGGCUUGCAUACCAUCAGGGCAGCUACGUGUAGAGACCUUGGCAGACCUCCAAGACCACAAGGCACACCAAGAGAAGGUGCUCUUGGUUGA
Messenger RNA from Durusdinium trenchii, 3261 nucleotides. NCBI's taxonomy places the organism in Eukaryota, Dinophyceae, Suessiales, Symbiodiniaceae. The record is from the annotation of a GenBank genome assembly.